AGAGAGCAGUAAAAAGGAAGCAGCAGUAACAACUGAUACCCUCUCUGUAAGGAAAGGAUAUCUCCUGACAUCUCUAGGAAGAAAUAUAAGAAAAGACCAAGUUUCCUUUAUAACUGAGAGCAAAUCCCAAAAUCAUGAGAAUUUCAAUAUGUCUGUCUCUCUUCCCAACCCCCACCUCCCAAUUUAGUGAAAUUUCCAAGAAAUCAUUAAAGCAGAACCUCUUGCACCUUGAAUGCCAUUUUACUUGGAUAUUGCUGAAGGAGGACGUAGACCUUGAUGAAUUAGAGGAAAGGAUUGCUGUGCAGAUUAACUUUUUACCGACCAGAUCCAAAGUCCGAAAUUAUAACUUGCUGGCCUAUGUGAAAUACUUGAAUGGCAAGAAGGAGGAGGCCCUGGAAAAUUUACAGAAGGCUGAAGAGACUGUUAAAACAGAGUACCCAGAAGAAAUUGAAAUGAGAAGUCUUGUUACAUGGGGCAACUAUGCUUGGGUCUACUACCGCAUGGAUAAACUUACAGAAGUACAAACCUACAUAAAGAAGGUGGAAAGUAUCUGCAAGCAACACGGACAUGGCUCCCCUUAUAAGAUGAAACAUCCACAAGUCUACUGUGAAAAGGGGUGGGCAUUCCUAAAAUUUGGGGGAAAGUAUUACAAAAAAGCCAAGGAGAGCUUUGCAAAGGCACUGGAAGAAGAAGCCGAGAACCCUGAAUAUAAUUCUGGCUAUGCAAUCACAGUAUACCGCCUAGAGGAUUAUUGUGAAAGAAAAUCUGCAGCAGAAGGGUCCUCACUGGAACCCUUGAAGAAGGCAGUAAAGCUGAAUCCAGAUGAUCCAUUUGUUGUACCCCUCCUUGCAUUAAAGCUGCAGGAGAUAGACAAAGCUAAAGAGGGGGAAGAGUACAUCAAGAAAGCCCUUGGAAAACACCCAGAUAUCUCUUAUGUGCUGAGGUAUGCUGCCAUAUUUUACAGGAAAAAGGGUGAUGUGGAAAGAGCCCUGGAGCUUUUGAAGAAAGCACUGAGCUUGACACCAAAUUCAGGCUUCCUGCAUCACCAGACAGGGAUUUGCUAUAGAACACAGUAUUUUAAAAUUAAAGCAUCAAAAGGCACCCAUCAAGACAGAGAACAGUUGGCAGAACUGAUCAGACUGGGCAUUUUUCAUUUCAUAAAGGUGGUGGAGCACAAAACCAAAUUUUUCUAUGCUUAUCUAGACCUUGCAAGCAUGUAUGCAGAAGGCAAAGAGCUCCAAAAAGCAGAAGAAACUUUUCAGAAAGCAUUUGCAAUGAAGAACUUAACUGAUACAGAAAAACAGCAGUUCCACUUUGGUUAUGGCCGCUUUCAGGCAUUUCACAAAAGAUCAGAAUCUGAGGCUGUUAAACACUACCUGGCAGGGCUAAAAAUUGAAAAUGAAUCAUUUGAGAGAAAUAAGUGCAAAUAUUACUUGAAGACGUUAAUAGAAAAGAAAAGCAUGAGAGGAUCAACAGAUGCUAAGAGUUUGGGCAUUCUUGGAUUCAUUCACCAACUUGAUGGGGAAAAGUUGCUAGCUAUUGGGUGCUAUGAACAAGCCCUGAAAAUGGAUCACGAUAAUCAAGAAUAUCUCAGUGCUCUUUUAGACUUGAGGCUUUCCUUACAAACCUAAAAUUUUCCAGAUGUGCUUAUAUGGUCUUCAGUCAAUGUUAUUUUUUUUAAAAAGUAACACCUGUCACUCAAAAUUUCUUUAUUCCCUAGUAAAUCCCUUACAGUCCAUGCUAUUUCUUUGAAGCAAUUUGGUUGAAGAAGAUUUAGCCAUCUGAUUUUGCAGAUUUAUUAUCACAUAUGGAUGCCUUAAGAGCUUGCUGCAUCAGAUUUUUGAUUUGGGUAGUUUCAGGCCUAUUUAAAAAUAGGAUAUGUGUAAAUUAACCUCAGGAAUCCAUCAAUGUAUUUUUAUUAUACUCUUUUCAGUGCAUUAAAGAUACUUGUGCUGUGUGUUGGAUUUGUGAUGGAUCUGCAUAGCUGAAAUUAACUCUAAGAACGUGGGACCUGAGGGACCGCUUACACCCAUAUGUACCUGCCCGGGAUUUAAGAUCAUCUGCCUCUGGUCUCCUCUGCGUGCCUGGAGUGAAAGAUGUUAGACUGACAGGCACAUGGGGAGAGCUUUUUCAGCUGUGGCCCCCAAGCUUUGGAACACCUUACCCCAAGAAGUCCACUCUGCUCCCCCCCCCGAUGGUUUUCUGGAGACUUCUGAAAAUGAUAUUGUUCCGGAGAGCCUUUGGGAGGGACUGAAUGUAGAGCCUGACAGUGAUUUUAUGAUUUUAUGCCUUCUACAUUAAAUUUUACCCUUGCAGUCCACUUUAGUACCACUCCCUAUAUAUAUAUGAACCUAAUUGUGAUUAACCAAACAGAGGUUUUUAUUAUAUUAACAAAACGUUUCAGCUUCCGCCUUCAUCAGCUACCAACAUACGAAUGCUGUUACCAAGGUCAUUAUAUUUACAAUUUUAUUAUGUACGUGUUUGAUUUUAGUUUUAUAAGCCACCCUGAGUGCCCUAUUAUAGGGUGGAAGGGUGGGAUAGAAAUAUUUUAAAUAAAUAAAAGGUGACCUUUCCAAUUGUAUCUGCCAGCAGCAUAUAGUAAGAACCAUUUAUGAAUCUGUAAUAUAUGGAUUUCUUACUCAUCUUUGAAGUACGUGCUUAACUGUAAGGCAUUCAGUGUUGCUUUUAUUAACAGCAUGUUUGUGGUGCUGAUGAUAGGAAUUAUACAAAUUAAAUGUGUGUAUUAAAGUAGUUAGUGCUUGUAGGUUAGGCUGAACUGUGUGACUGGAGGAGCUUAAGGGCAAGACUGGUUUGAAGGCCCUUGAUCUCCCUUGUCCAAGCCGAACCCCUCCACCAUCCCAGCUUGCCAGAAUGUUGGUAAAUAUAUUACAAAAUCAAAGUUAAGUAUAAUGUAACAAGGACAAUCUGAAAAUUAUCAUCACACAACUUAUAAGUGCAACCUCUGCAGUUUACAACAAAGAAACACGCAAGCAUGCAUUUUGCAAGUCUAAAACUGUAGCUUUCAAACACCAGAUUUUUCUGUUCAUGUGGAUGUUCUCCUUGUUCUGGGGUUUCUGGUUGCUAUUGUUUUGCCCUCAUUCCCUUCUCCCAGACCUGUUUUGCCCCAUCUGUAUAAUGUAAUAAAAUAAAAAACCUUG
Rhineura floridana is the source of this 3158-nucleotide messenger RNA. RefSeq names its product interferon-induced protein with tetratricopeptide repeats 5-like. The record is from RefSeq and is a predicted model, not a curated record. Gene Ontology annotation, molecular function: protein binding. Gene Ontology annotation, biological process: defense response to virus. Lineage: Eukaryota; Metazoa; Chordata; Lepidosauria; Squamata; Rhineuridae. The transcript has 2 exons. Gene Ontology annotation, cellular component: cytosol. Bases 135 to 1631 code for a protein of 498 amino acids.